This is a messenger RNA of Protopolystoma xenopodis, 1398 nucleotides long. Lineage: Eukaryota; Metazoa; Platyhelminthes; Monogenea; Polystomatidea; Polystomatidae. The record is from the annotation of a GenBank genome assembly.
AUGUUAUCUACUGUUUUUAUUCUUCUUCCAGCUGAAAAAAAGGCCACGGCUGAAUUGUGGAAAAUCAUUUGCAGGAUCAUUGAACAAGAUAUUUCUGACUUCGGCGAGAGUUCUCUUUCCACAGAUCAGCUAUUACUGAUUCUUCGGCAAUUAUACGAGUGCCUCAACACAGGUCGACCAGAAACCAACAAAAGUAUGUCCUCCAAAUCUUCUGGCAUCUUGUCUCGGUUCUGUUUUCCACUGACUCAGUCGCCCAAUUCCAGAGCACACUCAUUUCCUAAUGGCUGGCCGGCCCCUCUAUUCCACUUGAUGACCUCAUCCUGGACAUUUUCACAGACUCCGUCUACAAAGAAUCCCUCUCGACCUGCUUCGACUCUUCAUGUCGGCGCAAUAGCCAGAGAGCUGCCCUCUCCUUCAGAUUUGUUGACCACAUGUGAAUAUGCCUUGAGUGCUUUGGGCCUGCUGGCUGGCCAAGCCGCCAUGAAGUUGGGCCGGAACGUUCUUGAGGAGCAGCUAAAUUGGAGUUCGGCUGCAAAUUCCAUCCUCGAUGUUGUAUUGCCGGUCUUUAGUCCCUGGCUCAUGGCACGCUUUCCACCAGGAGGUUUCGCUGGUAUCAAAUCCCAAUUCAUCUCUGCCUCCACUUCAUCCAAUCGUGUGUCCUCACCACGCACUGUAUAUUCUCCCGUCAGCCGAUUUUUUACCUCAUUUCGGCGUGGCCUGACCAGCCGGAGACACUACAGAUCAAGCUCACCUAAAGCUUGUGCAAAAAUCACGACUCCUUACAUCAAUUACAAGCGUCGUGAGAGACCUUUUAAGCAGCCGCUUAACUUGGUAGUGCUGCAUGCUGUGUUUGAUCAGGUUUCCUCUGUUCUGGCAGCAGCAAUUGAAGCCAGCUCGCCCUCUAAAUCUGGUGAUCAUCGAUUUGCCAGCAAUCUCUUAGAUGCCUUUAUCCGCUGGAUCGUCAACUCAGCCAAGAACCUGCCUACAACUGAGACUGCUUCUGAAACUCAACAGAUUAGCUUGCCCGGAUUGCUUUUUGCAUCUGAGGAUGUUUAUUUACCCCCUAACCAGCUAUCUACUCUCUGGAAUUACUGGUUGCCCACUCACACCUGUUUAUGGGAUAUCUGUGAGAGUUUAUCCAUUUGCUCUGACGACAGCCUUUCCAAAGCCGCAACUGCCGCCUUUCUGGUGCGUCCUUUGGCGAAAGUCAAUUGGACCAGCUCUGAAUUACUAUCCGCUUACUGCGGAUUGUCAGAGAGCCUGUUAUUAAAGGUGGAUGGUGAUGCAACGAGAUCUGCUCUGUCAGGUCAGCUUCUUCUGACUACAUUGGUUAACUUGGGCUGUGCCUUAGCCGCGGAAGAUGACCUACCUGGUCUCGCAGAGGCAAAAGUAAUAUAG